AUGCACCGAGAUUCGGUCGGAGAUCACCCUGAGAUCAAGGUGUUGAUCUUGGGCUCUUCGGAGAGCGGCAAAUCAACCCUGUUGAAGGCGAUGAAACUGUGCCAGAAAGGAGUCUUUAGCCGCAAUGAAGCCAAGUCCUUCGCCAAGAUAGCCUGGAGCAACACCGUGCAAAGCACCCGCGCCGUUUUGGAAGCCAUGAAGAAACUGGAGAUCCCAUUGCAGAACCUCGCGAAUAUCCGGCACGCGCACGUCAUCUUCACGCAACCGGCACAGAUCGAGGGCAGUUUCCCCCCGGAGCUAGAGCUUGCAGUUACAGAGUUAUGGGCUGAUCCUGGAUUCCAAAAAGCCUAUCGUCGGCGGAGUGAAUAUCAGGUGCUAGAGACUCUGCCUUAUUUUGCAAGCCAUGUGAAGCGACUGGCUGCUCCCGGAUACAUCCCCAGCCAGGAAGACAUUCUCCGAACCAGCGUGAAGACCACGGGUAUCACAGAAACCUAUUACGAGGUCCGGAGAAAUGAUGGGGCCGGUGCUUACUUCCGUGUUAUCGACGUCGGCGGAGCGAGAAGCGAACGGACGAAGUGGUUCCACGUCGGCUACACGGUUGACACCAUCGUUUUCACAGUCGACGCUUCGGCAUACUGUCGGUUGUUAUACGAGGACGAAACAGUCAACCGGAUGGCAGAGCAGCUCGCGAUGUGGGAGUCCAUCACCAAAAGCAGCUGGUCUUACUUCGCCAGCUUUCUCCUUAUUUUCACCAAGAUCGACUGCCUUCCCGAGCAGUUCGAGGCGUACCCGGUCGCCGACUUUCUUCCUGACUUCAAACAGCCCGAGUCGGGUAGCACGGCGGAGCAUGUGGCCCGAUACCUGGCGUACCUCGAAGAUCGGUUUCUUGGUGUUCCAACACGCCAUUGCCGCCGCCGGUCUUUAUUGGAUGCAGACACCGGAAGACAGUGA
This is a messenger RNA of Thermothielavioides terrestris NRRL 8126, 951 nucleotides long. RefSeq lists its product as uncharacterized. NCBI's taxonomy places the organism in Eukaryota, Fungi, Ascomycota, Sordariomycetes, Sordariales, Chaetomiaceae. Gene Ontology annotation, cellular component: heterotrimeric G-protein complex. Bases 1 to 951 code for a protein of 316 amino acids. Gene Ontology annotation, biological process: G protein-coupled receptor signaling pathway. Gene Ontology annotation, molecular function: GTPase activity; guanyl nucleotide binding; G protein-coupled receptor binding. The transcript is spliced from 3 exons. The record is from RefSeq and is a predicted model, not a curated record.